Molecule: messenger RNA, 1204 nt
Organism: Chironomus riparius
Lineage: Eukaryota; Metazoa; Arthropoda; Insecta; Diptera; Chironomidae
Source: the annotation of a GenBank genome assembly
GACAAGAUCUUGUGAGCUAAAGUUUAGUAUCCAUUGAGGUGGCAAUUAAGUUUCAAACAUGCAAUUUCUUAAAAUAUUUUUGGUAGUUCUUUUUAUCAGCACAUUAGCUGCAGCCACGAACACAGGGGGUAAGGACAAAAAGAAAGAUGAAAAGUCGCCAAAAGAAAUCGAAAAUAAAGGUUCGAAAGCUGUUGCAGUAAAAGAUACUAAUAGCAGUGAAAGUAACGAGAAAUCCAAUGGAAAUCCUCAAACGAACGGAGCGAAAACCAAGAGUUGCAGCAAACCAGCUGAUUCCGAUAGUAAAACUAUUGGAAACAAAGCAAAGAGUGCAAGCAAGUCGGUUGAAAAAGCUCCCGUUAACAAAGGCAAGAGUGCUAGCAAGUCAGCACAAAAACCUACAGGCAACAAGGGAAAGAGUGCAAGUAAAUCAGGAAACAAAGCACCAGCUAAUAAUGGAAAGAGUUGCAGUAAAUCAGGAGACAAAGCUCCAGGCAACAAAGUAAAGAGUGCCAGUAAAUCCGGAAACAAAACACCAGUAAACAAAGGAAAGAGCGCUAGCAAGUCAGCACAAAAACCUACAGGCAACAAGGGUAAGAGUGCCAGUAAAUCAGGAAACAAAGCACCAGCUAAUAAUGGAAAGAGUUGCAGUAAAUCAGGAAACAAGGGCAAGAGUGCCAGUAAACCAGGCAAGCCAAAGAGUUGUAGCAAACCAGGAAACAAGGGCAAGAGUGCCAGUAAACCAGGCAAACCAAAGAGUGCAAGCAAACCAGUAAACAAGGGCAAGAGUUGCAGCAAACCAGGACAACCCAAAGGUGGCAAAUCUAAGAGUAAAUCGAAUGAAAGACGUCCAGAUAAUCAAAAACCAGGACCAUGUGGACCAAGACAAGUUUGGAACAUUAGAAAGAAUAAGUGCGUCUGCAAAGUUAUUCAGAGAUGUGCCUCUGCUGGUGCUCGUUUUGAUAGAAAUACAUGCGAAUGGGUUCGUCAGUAAGUUUCAACCAAUUUGAGAUUCAAUAAAUAACUUUAAUGUAAAUCAUUUUGCCAAACAAAUUUAGAACGACUUUAAAAUUAAUUCUUUAAAUCAUUUCUGAAUUUCUUAUUUUUGAAAAUGAAAAUGAAGCAGUUUGUAUUUAUAAAGUAAUUUUGUUUUGAUUUAAUUACCUUUGUUGAAAGUAAAGAGAAAUAAAGACAUUUUUUAAGCAUA